CUCCGGAGAGGAGCAUGUCUGCAACUCGAGCCAAGAAAGUGAAGAUGGCCACCAAAUCGUGCCCCGAAUGCGACCAACAGGUUCUUGUUGCAUGUAAAUCAUGUCCCUGUGGUUACAUAGUUAUUAGCAGGAAACUUUUAAAUGCAAAACACUCAGAAAAAUCAUCACCUUCUACAGAGAAACAGGAAAAGGAAAUUGACAUCUAUGCUAACCUCUCUGAUGAAAAGGCUUUCAUGUUUUCAGUCGCCUUGGCAGAAAUAAAUAGAAAAAUUAUCAAUCAAAGACUUAUUCUCUGAUAUUUGUCAGCACAAUGUGUUGAAACUUUCUUCAGGAUUACAUCAGCAAAUUCUCAGUUGUGGACUCUCAGGAGCAUUCUGAUUGCAUCAAUAAGGGCCAUUGAUUGUCCCCCCGCCCCAUCAUUUAGCCUUUGCCACACUUUGGGAGCAAAGUUGUAGGCUUGGACUGUUCUGAGAUUUCCUUGUUUACCAAGGAGUAUUGUCAGUGUUUUGUGUUUGAGAUAUAAGUAAGUAUAUUUACCAAAACAAAAACA
Messenger RNA from Suricata suricatta (meerkat), 550 nucleotides. Its product is annotated as UPF0547 protein C16orf87-like. The coding region runs from base 15 to 296 and encodes 93 amino acids. NCBI's taxonomy places the organism in Eukaryota, Metazoa, Chordata, Mammalia, Carnivora, Herpestidae. The record is from RefSeq and is a predicted model, not a curated record. The transcript has a single exon.